AUGUCCAGAGAAAUAGAACGUGAAGGGAAACCCCACUUGGUCCUUCGUAUCACGCCCAUUGACGCGGAUGCUACCUUGGAGCUCCGUCAGUCGGUUUUGUGGCCUAGCCGUUCAUUUGCAGAUGUCCUUCUCGCUGAAGAUGACAAGGGCCUUCAUUUCGGAGCCUUCGUUUCACAGUACGAAAAGCCCAUUGCCGUCAUCUCGUUAUUUGACGAUCCGUUGCCGGAACUCCACCUUGUAGAAUCUGGGGAUGAUAGCCCGUCCCAGAGAAAGUCAGCACGCUUUCUUGAAGUAGCUCGAUCGACGCUGGGUGCAAGCGUCAUUUGGUGUGAUGCUCGGACAUUGAGCAGUGCCUGGUAUAAGAAGCGUGGGAUGGUCGAAUUUGGUGACCCUUUCUACAAGGGAGAUGUCGAGUAUAUCCGGAUGAAGAUGUCCUUGAACGCAGAUACUUGCGAGACCAGUGCGUAUAACGCCAUUUAG
Molecule: messenger RNA, 480 nt
Organism: Suillus paluster
Lineage: Eukaryota; Fungi; Basidiomycota; Agaricomycetes; Boletales; Suillaceae
Exons: 3
Coding region: 1-480 (159 amino acids)
Source: RefSeq, a predicted model, not a curated record